Messenger RNA from Musa acuminata subsp. malaccensis (wild Malaysian banana), 1287 nucleotides. RefSeq names its product probable BOI-related E3 ubiquitin-protein ligase 3. Lineage: Eukaryota; Viridiplantae; Streptophyta; Magnoliopsida; Zingiberales; Musaceae. The record is from RefSeq and is a predicted model, not a curated record. Gene Ontology annotation, biological process: regulation of programmed cell death. Gene Ontology annotation, molecular function: ubiquitin-protein transferase activity.
AACCCACCCGCACCCAUUUCUCUUGCAUGCACCAUCAUCUCAUCCCUCUUCCGCUUCUCCUCCUCCCUAUCUCUCUCAGACAAGUCCCAAGCAUACACAGCUCUCAUGGCAGUUGAAGCUCACCAUCUUCACCUCUUCCCUUCCCAACUCCUAAGGAACAGGGAAAUCAUUAAUGGUGUAGAGGACCAAUCGGGCUUCUACAACACGCAAUUGGGAUUCUUUGCACCGGCCUCCGGCGCCACCGCCAGCUCUUAUAUCCCCUUCUGCAGCAGCCCAUCUGCUCCGAUGACCGCCGCCACCACGUCUGAAAGCGGUCUCACCUUCAACAACUUCCACGCCGCCAUGGCUUCGAGGAAGCGGCCGCGAGACUGGGAUCGACAGCUUUCCUUCCUCGGCCAAGAUUUGUCCUCCCACAUCCAGCAGCAGAUGCUCGACGUUGAUCGCAUCAUCCUGCACCACGCUGAGAAGGUGAGGGUGGAGCUAAUGGAGGGGCUCAAGCGGUUCCUGAGGGGAAUCCUCGCCGCCGUAGAAGAAGGCCUAUCGAAGCGGCUCGAAUCCAAAGAAGAAGAGAUCGCGAGAGUGAGCAAGCUGAACUGGGCACUGGAGGAGCGCAUCAAGACCCUGUGUGUCGAGAACCAGAUGUGGCGGGACUUGGCGCGGAGCAACGAGGCGGCCGCCCAAGUCUUGCGGACCAACCUCGAACAGGCCCUGGCGGAGGCGCAGGUCAAAGCCGAGGAAGAGGCGGCGGCGAUCGCCGCCGAUGACGCCGAGUCCUGCUGCUUCGGCGACAAUGCGGGCGGCGAGAACAGGGAUCCAGCGGCGGCGGAGGCGAAGAGAUCGGGGCUGAGAAGGGUGUGCAGGUGUUGCCAAGCGCAGGAGCCGUCGGUGCUGCUGUUGCCGUGUCGGCACCUCUGCGUGUGCGCGGCCUGCGGCCCGGCCGUCGUCGUCUGCCCGAUCUGUAACUGCAACUCCAAUGUGCUAUGAGAAUUAUUGGUUUCUUCGGUGCCGCUCACGUCGCAUGUGACCCGUUUCACCCACCUACGUUAUCGUCUUCCUCUGAGGCACGGGUUUCCAGGCCAAGGGACGUAACAGGAAGCACCAGAUCCACGUGCCGGGUGUGGUGUCCGCGGGCACGUCACACGUGCCCCAUCACUCCGAGGUAGGAAACGUGAAUCGGCCCCUGCUCCCCUACACGGCCAUGCCACAUUUAAUCCACGCCUUGGACCGUGUCAGAUCAGAUGCACAGCAAUCAAUAAUCUUGUCUGUUGUUUCCUGUGCAUCUUUCUG